Molecule: messenger RNA, 4693 nt
Organism: Pleuronectes platessa (European plaice)
Lineage: Eukaryota; Metazoa; Chordata; Actinopteri; Pleuronectiformes; Pleuronectidae
Gene: nol8
Product: nucleolar protein 8
Exons: 18
Coding region: 93-4103 (1336 amino acids)
Molecular function (GO): RNA binding
Source: RefSeq, a predicted model, not a curated record
GAAGGGAAAGUCGACGGGACCGACCCGGACAGAGUUGACAGUGACACCAGCUGGACACAUGUGAGUGACAGCGUCGGUGUGGACACGGAGAAAUGCAGCGGCUGUACAUCGGUGGCUUGAGCCACACAAUCACUCAGAAGGAUCUGAAGGAUCGAUUUGGGAAGUUUGGAGAAGUGCAAGAUGUUGAGCUACGGACCAGGAGAGACGAUGACGGAGUUCCUUACAAAACCUUCAGCUACAUCAACAUCAACAUUUCAGAAGCUGACCUGAAGAGAUGUAUGACGGUGCUGAACAAAUCCAAAUGGAAAGGAGGAACUCUGCAGAUUGAAAAUGCCAAGGAGAGUGUCCUGCAGAGACUAGCUCAGGAGCGACAGGAGGCGGAGGAGCAGCGCCUCCAGCCGCCUGCAGCUGAAGACAAGAAGAAGAAGCUGAUCGACUCGCUGAGCAAAGCCGGCGUGGACAACUUCCACAUGAGCGCUGCAGUGCCAGGGACCGAAGUCCCGGGACACGAGGACUGGGUGGUCAGUAAGUUUGGACGAGUCCUCCCCAUCCUGCAGCUCCGGUGUCGGAAAGGCAGCAAAGCUCGAACCCUGAACUAUGACCCGUCCAAAUACAGCCACAACAUCCGCAAGCUGGACCGAGGUGAAGAGGACCAGCACACCCCCAUCACCCAGCUCACCUGGGAGGUGCAGGGAGGGGACGAUGACAUCAGCAAAAAGAGGCGGGGCGAGUUCCCUCCAUAUGUGCCCCCAAAACCCAAAAAGAGUCGGAAAAGCGUGACCAGCUCCAGUGACGCAGUGAGCGCAACCAGAUUGGAGCCGACUGUUCAUUCCGUCCCUUUCCCUGUCCCUGUCCCUGUCCUGGUCCCCAAGCCCAAGCCCAAACCUGAACCUUUCAGCAACGGAUUUCAACUCCCAACCAACCAAAGACCGGCUCCGAGGAAGUUGUUGCCUUUAAACGGCUACGAUCUGGAUUCGGACGACGAAAUCCGCAUAAUGGUGGCCAAUCAGAAAACCUCCCGUGGUGCACUGGGGCAGGAAGUGGAGGAUGAUAAACUGGAAGUGGUUGGAUUAGACUACCUGGUGAAGUCGGGACGUUCCUGUAGGCCAGAUGACAAAGACGAGGAUGACUAUGAUUCUGCUGACACAGAUGAACUCCUUGCAUCCAGGAAACCUCCGGCUCCUCCUCUUCUUCCUCCUCCAGCUCCAUCGCAGGAGAAACAGACACAGCCCGCUGCAGAAAACAGCUCAGGGAACAACACGGAUAGGAAGAAAAAGUUGAAGAAGAAAAGUAAAGCUGCAGCAGCAGCGAAGGAGGAGAAGGAGGAGGAGAAGGAGGAGGAGAAGGAGGAGAAGGAGGAGAAGGAGGAGGUGGAGAAGGUGAAGGAUUCAGCAGAUGCUGAAGAUCAAAUAACUUCCGCCCCUUCUCAGAAAAAAAGCAGCAACCAGUGUAAGAUGUUGGCAGUUCUCCCUGUUGUGAAGUCCUCUUCCUCAGACUCUGAGGAUGAUGAUGAUGAUGAGGAUGAUGAGGAGGAGGAGGAGGAUGAUGAUGAUGAUGAUGAUGAUGAUGAUGACGAUGAUGACGAUUAUGAAGCCAUGUUUUCUAACGUCACCCGUCUGGAGAUCACCAUGGCUGAUCUACAGAGGCUAGCUGAAGAAGCCACGCAGACCUCUGAGACUACAGCUCCCAGCAUCCCUAGCGGCAGCUCCGAAAAAGAAGCUAACCUCAUAUCUGGCGUCACAAAACAACCCAAGAAAGGCACCACGCCAGAAGAGAUCCUCGCCUCCCUCAUGCGGGGCUACUGCAGCGAUGACGACAAGAAGAAGAAGAGGAAAGGGAUGCUGCCGGCCUUCCAGGGAACAAAGACAUUGUACAAGGGAUUAGAAACAAACGACUGCCCGAAGAGACAGAGAGAGGAGCAGCAGCAGGAGGAGAAAACAGGAAGUGUGGUCAAAAGACACAAGCUGCACUCAGAAGCUCCUCAAGUGGACCAGAAAGCAGCUGAAAGCAAAACUAGUAAAAGUUUGAGCAAAGGAAAACACAAAGAAACAAAGAAGACAGAGAGCAGUGAGGAGGAAGAGGAAGAGGAGGAGGAGGAAGUUGUGAAGGUGGUGAAGGUAGUGAAGAACAAGGCUGCUACUAAAGUUCCAAAUAAAUCUGCUGUUAAUACUGAGAAACCGGAGACAAGUCCCUCCUCCAGCAGCGACGAUGAUGAUGAGGAGGAGGAGGAGGAGGAGGAGGAAGUUGUGAAGGUGGUGAAGGUGGUGAAGGUAGUGAAGAACAAGGCUGCUACUAAAGUUCCAAAUAAAUCUGCUGUUAAUACUGAGAAACCGGAGACAGGUCCCUCCUCCAGCAGCGACGAUGAGGAGGAAGAGGAGCAGAGGAGGAAGGCUAGUCGGGCUGUUCCGUCAGCCAAAGCUACAGCAAAGACUUUACCUUCAUCCUCCAGCUCCUCCUCUGAGGAAGACGAGGACGAACAAGAAAUUGUCUCUGCCAAAGAUGUUGGGAAAACAGCAACUCCCCCUGUUCCUCACAGCGAGUCCUCCUCCUCCUGCUCCUCCUCCAGCGAAGAGGAGGAAGAGAAGGUGCAGGUUCUCUCUCGGGUGAAGUUAGGAGCCAAGGAGGAAAAGGAGCAGCAGAGGAAGGCCAACACGAGGAGACUCGCUGCCGUCCAGCAGAGAAUGAAGGAGGCCGAAGAACACAAGAAGCUCAUACAGGGAGCUCUCUCCAACGUGGAUACUCCAAAACCAGGAGCAGGGAAACAUAUUGUCUUUGGCUCUGAUGAUGAGGAGGAUGAUGGUGAUGAAGAUGUGCAGCAGAAAACCUCAGAUGUCACAAUGUCAAAAAAGAAGACCCUGCUCAAGGACAGCCAAUCAGAUUCAGAGGACGAGACCACGGAUGAUGAGGCAUCGGCCAAUGAGAAAAAACAGACAAAAGAGAAGGUGCGUCUGAAGCAGUCAGGCCCUCAGCUGUUUGGCGGCAGUGAUGACGAUGAAGAGGGUGGUGAUGAAGAGCAGGAUGGCAGCAGAUUUGACGUCAGACCUGAGUUUGAAGGUCGAGCCGGUCAGAAGCUGAUGAAGCUACAGUCUCACUUCGGGGCAGACGAGCGAUUCCGGAUGGAUUCUCGCUUCCUGGAUGAAGACGAGGGCAAAGACGAAGAGUCAGGGGAGGAGGUGAAGACGACAAAGGAUGAUGAGGCUCUGGAUGAGGAGAGGAAGAAGAACCUGUUCAUCAUGCAGAGCGUCCUCGGCAGCAGCCAACAAACCUGCAGCAGCAAGACUGCUAGCAAAGCCAAGACCUUCAGAGACGUGUCAGUGCUGCACUACGACCCCAGCAGAGAGGAACAUGCUGCGUUUGAGACCAAACCAGAGGAAAACAAAGAGAGCAAGUCGGCCAGGAGGAAGAAGAGGGAAGAGGCUCAGAAGCUUCCGGAGGUUUCUAAAGACAUUUAUUAUGACGUGUCUGGAGACCUGAAGGCCGUGUUUGGUUCGACAAAGGAUGACAUCGCUGAAGAAGAAGAAGUAGCAGUACAACAAGAAGGAGAAGAAGAAGAAGAUAAGACAACCUGGGACCAAGAAGAUGUAGAGGAGAAAAAAGGGAAAGAAGAAGAAGAAGAAGAAGAAGAGGAAGAGGAGGAGGAGAAGCCGACUCCGUUGACGUCUGUCGUCUCUGCUGAGGCAGACAAACAGGAGUCUGGAUUUAAAUUCUCCUUCUUUGAAGACGAUGCAGAAAAAGAGAGUAAAGAAACGGCAGCCGAGUACAAGGUGGAGAAUAUCCAGGGACCAAAGGUUUCAUGGCAACAAGACCCACGUUUCCAAGACAGCAGCUCAGAGGAGGAGGAUGAGGAUCAGGAGAUGGUGGAGGAGCAGAUCAUUUCUACACCAAAAACCACAGAAGCAGAGACUCCUGCAAAGACCGGCCUCCUCUUCUUCUUCUACCCUGAGGACAGCAGAUUGGCAGAGGGCCCGAGGUUGUUCUGUCGUCCCUCUCAGCUGGAGGAGCAGAUGGAGCAGUGGGACGAGCGGAGGACCACACUCAGACAGGAGUAUCGCAAGAAACACAAGGACGCCCGCAGAAAGCUGAAGGUCUCCCUGAAGAGCUGAGGAUGAUGGGAAGUCUGUGUCAGUUUGAAUACUCUGGUCUGGACGUCUAAAGUUAGCAGAUUUCUUUCCUCUCGUUUGAUUUGUUGUCAUGGAUUUCAACAGUCAACAGGAGAGAGAACAAACCGCAGCUGAAGACGCAGACUUGAAGCAAAACAUGGAGAUCAUCAGAAUAGAAAAUGCAUUAUUCAAUUCUAGUUAAUCCUCAGAGAUAUUUUGUAAUCAGUCAGCAGCAGAUACAGAGGAUCUAACGAAUAGAUAUUGAAUUUAAUAAUAAAAUGAAUAUCAAAGGUCGGACAUCAUUUCUGCAUCAUUUUAUCUUCGAGUCUUGUCUCAGGAUUCAGGGUUGAAGUUAUUUCUUGGCCUAUAAUCUAUUCAUUCUCAGUUUGAUCCUCCAAACAUCUCGCGACUUGUUUCUCUGGACCUGAGACUGAAGGUUGUCAUUAGAUUGUUGUGAUUGGACAGUGACUCAUUUAGGUUUUUGCAUCAUGACAGUAGUUCUGAUGAGAUGAUUCAGCGUCACUUUGUGGUUUAAAAUAAAGUGAAAUGAUAUUUUGUAUAUUUUGAAAUAAAGCUUUGUGUUUGUGAGAAUA